This is a messenger RNA of Cylindrotheca closterium, 366 nucleotides long. The record is from the annotation of a GenBank genome assembly. NCBI's taxonomy places the organism in Eukaryota, Bacillariophyta, Bacillariophyceae, Bacillariales, Bacillariaceae.
AUGUCACAAGAUUGGUUUCUUGUUUGCAUCGAUAGGAAGACUUCCUUAGAAACUAUACGGUUGAAACAUGCUGGUCUGGUGGCAGCUGAUUUUGUGAAACUACCAUUUGGAUGGCAAUCGGAACAAUCACAUUUGGCCAAAGGAGGACGCCAAGAAGAUUUAAAACGUAUUGUUGUGGCUACUGGAGCAACAUCCUUUUCUCAUAUUUCUCGUGGCCAGUUUCGCUCGAUCCUAUCUGUGUUGCCCAUUGGUACAACAUGGUGUCAUGAAUCUGAAUCGAGCUGCUGGGUCCAAGCCAAAGGAUACGCUGCAAAAACAGUUCCAUCAAACGGUCACGUCACUGGCUGGUGGAUGAUUCUUGCAUAA